Messenger RNA from Durio zibethinus, 1425 nucleotides. RefSeq names its product cold-regulated 413 plasma membrane protein 1-like. The record is from RefSeq and is a predicted model, not a curated record. Gene Ontology annotation, cellular component: membrane. Lineage: Eukaryota; Viridiplantae; Streptophyta; Magnoliopsida; Malvales; Malvaceae.
UCCUUCCUUACAAAGCUUUAAAAUGAAUUUUCCUUCUUUCUUUCGUUUUUUAAUUUUUUUUCUACAAAAAUGGAAUUUACAAUCCAGAUAGUAUGGGAAUUCCACUGUACAAGGAACAACAUCUGCCAGCGAUCAAAUAUCCAAGGGCUGCAUAUCUGCCACGUAGCAAAUGCUGUAAGAACCCCGUGAGUAGACAAGUUGGGUUUUGGAUAUUCGGACCCUUGAACCAUGAUGCCAAAAGCAAAAGCCGACAAGCGACAAAGCCAACAACGUAUUUGAUAUUUCCAAACUCAGUGGAAAAACAAGACAGGAGCUUUAGUGGAAGGAUUCUUUGAAAGUUUUGAUAAACAUUAAAGGAAAAAAUGGAAACUUUAGGAUUGGCAGAGAUGGAGAUGGAAGUGGACUCUAGUUUUGCAAAUUCGGAUGUUGGAUCCACUCAGGCUCGAUCUGCUUUUCAAUGGGGUGGCACCAUUUUUGCCUUAUUUUUAUUACUCAUGAACCGAACAGGACGGAGAUCACAUAUGCAGACAAACCUCCUAGUAUUAUAUCUUUUUGCUAGUUUCCCAACCGUACUCUUCAAAAUCUUAAGAGGGCAAUUUGGUUGCUGGGUUGCAUUUCUUGCUGUUGCUUCAAACCUUUUUUUUCCCCAAACCUUUCCAGAUAGAUUGCGAGACGACAUUGUACCUGGCAUCUUGUGUCUCAUAAUUGCAAUUUUAGUUAUCCUAACAGAAAUUCGUGGAAUUGGAGGAUUGGAGAAUUGUCAAUGUAAAUGUCAUUGCUUUGGUUACUGGUUUGGUGUAGCUUGCUUAUUUUUCUUUACAAUCUUGUAUCUUGCUACUUAAAAGAAUUGAAAAGUAUCAUUGGGAGAACAUUUUUUUACUUAAUCUUGAACUUGGUUAUAGCUCCAAAAUGAGAAUGAAUUAUUUCAACCAAUUGGCCUGGGAGUAUCAGCUACUUAAUUCUGGACAAUAUUUUUUUUUGAUACUUGACAACCUGUGAUUUGAACUAUGAUCACUGAAAUUAAGAGUUCAAUAUUCUACCAACAGGUCACGAUGCUGUUGGCAAUUAUGGACAAUAUUGCUUCUACUCUGUUAUAUAUAUGCUUUUUCCAUACGUAGCCUUGCUAGAAAAACAAAAACGUUUCUUAAAAGAAGAAAAGAUGGCAUUCUUGAAGCAUAGCAGCUAGUUUUACUCUUUACCAACAUGAGAUGUCAUACACUAGUAUUUGCAAAAUUUUCAUUUGGGCAUCGUCACAAAUUCAAAAGUUUUCUUGCUAGAGUUUUCCUUCAUUAGAUGUAUUUAUGGCACACCAGAGAUCCAAAGCCAGGAGAAACUUGGGUGGUUGGCUCGGUCAAGCUCAAUUAUUUACAAUAAUUGAAGGGUAAGUGAAAGCACCUUCUGAUUAUAAUUGAACAUGCCUGAUUU